CGUACACAGCUGCUCGCUCUGCUGCUGCAAGGAUCCGUUGCUGUCACACGCCAGGGGUCACCCGCACCUUUUGGAUCACGGCGGUGGAAUUACCAGCUCACUUCUCGUCCCAUAACCGCCAGCCCGAGGCCCGGGAGGUGCUCCUGCGUUGCUGUUUCCCUCCAAACCUACUUACAAGCCGAACUACAAGCCCCUGAAGACGUCAUGUUCCCGCGAGAGACCCAGCACAGAAUCCUCAACCUAGCGCCGGCGGGAGCCGUCGCCAGCAGCGGACCAAGUCUUGAUGGCAGCAAGUUGAUUCAAGUGGUGGCUGGAGCAGGGAAUGGGACAAAAGAGUUCCUUGUGGCUCAACCUCAGACUCUUCUCAUUGAGGAGGCUAACUCUCCCUAUGCUGUAACUACUGGUCACAUCCUCACAACCACACACCCUCACCCUUCCAUUCCCAUCGCCCACCCCUCCCUCCUCCACCCAACUCACAUAUCACUCCCUCACACCCGGCACCAAUCACCGGGCGCACAGCAGCCUCAGCUUGUGACCGCCACUCCAGCUGCGCUCAAUGUUUCCCUCUUACACAAUGGAUCGAUCUUGUCUACCUCUCUGCCACUUGUCAGCACAUCUGCUCCACAAAUCAUUCCAGAAACCUCUUCCAACCACGUCCUCCCUGUCUCUUCCUCCUCCUCUUCUACCCUCUCCUCCUCCUCCUCCUCCUCUUUUUCUUCUUCUCUCCUCUCCUCUUCCUCUUCUUCCCUCUCCCUCACCUCCUCUUCCUCCUCCUCACCAACCAAGACCCCCGCUCCUACCAUUACACUAACCAUUCCUUCCUGUACACUUGGACUACAAAUGGUGCCGUCUGGUGUCAAUGGAGCUGCCACUCUGAUCCCUGUUCUUCAGCAAACAGAAGGGGGAAGGGGAGAAGACGAGAAAGAGGGAGGGAGAGAAGGACUAACAGUUCUUGCAUCUCUACAGCCCAAUGGAGGGUUGGUUGCUCAGCUGCCUGUCCAGCUCACACUGAGUCCAGAGCAAGUUGCGUCUCUAUGCAACAUCAAUGGUGUUAUUGGAGGAGAGAGGGUGGAGGAGGGAGGGGGAGGGGGUGGAGAGGAGGAGAAGGAAGAGCAGAAUGGUGAUGGGGUGAAGUGUGAGACUCUUGACGAGGAGGCGAGGGAGAGUGGGAGUGGGGAAGAAGAGAGAGAGGAGGUGGAGGGGGAGCUGGUGGAAGGAGAGAGGGAAGGGGGUGAAGUGGCGAGGGUUGAAGUGGAAAGUGACAGACAUGAGAAACUAGCGACAUCGUCGUCUCCUCGUAUUCUCCAGCAGUCCUAUGCCUACGUGAUGACUGACAGUUCUCAAGUGGAUGCGGUGCACCGUCUCGUAGCUCCAUUUCAACCUUUUAACCAGCACCAAAGCCCCAUCUUCCUGUCGAGCAGAGUACCGGCAGCUACAGUGGAGGGCCGAGUGCGGUACAACCUCCUCGCGCCCUCCUUCCCCUCUCCCCUCCCCCUCCCCCAGCACACCUCCCCUCACCACUCUCCCCAGGCCCACCCUUCUCCCUCCUCCUCACCUCCCACUCACAGAAUUCAGUGAUGGGCGGCUGACAUGGCGGUCAGCGAAAUCCAGCAAGCAGCAACGUCUGAUAAUAUUCUGUGGGAGCCUGGGAACGAGGCUACUCCUACAAAACACUCGGCACAAAUUUACUCAUCUUUCUCAUCCACUGAAAUUAUUUUUACGUCUGGUGAAUGGCUUACUUAUGUACGUAUCUUGAAAGUGAUAAGUGUUUGUGUGUUUGGGGUUUUAGUAGUGCAGUUCCUUAUAAAGAUGACCCAAAUGACUGCAAAACCUAUUCCCGUCUUAUUACUUGCUCAUGGGAAACAGCUUUGGCUAUUGUGAAAUUGAAUGUGUGAUGAUGUCAUCUUUACUCGAUUGUUAUUGAGGUAGGAGGGAGAUUUUAUGUGGAGCCAUUUCUUACCAGUGCAUGAUCGUGUGGUUGUAGUGUGGUGUGUGUAUAUUUGCCGCUGUAUUUGGUGGAAAAUGAAUAUGGAAGGUGGAUGCUUUUGGGAUGAAUAUUUGGCAAAUUUGAGUUAGUACACUUGCGAAAAA
Messenger RNA from Geodia barretti, 2091 nucleotides. The record is from the annotation of a GenBank genome assembly. Lineage: Eukaryota; Metazoa; Porifera; Demospongiae; Tetractinellida; Geodiidae.